This is a messenger RNA of Panicum hallii, 1200 nucleotides long. RefSeq names its product expansin-B15-like. Bases 93 to 887 code for a protein of 264 amino acids. The transcript is spliced from 4 exons. The record is from RefSeq and is a predicted model, not a curated record. Gene Ontology annotation, cellular component: extracellular region. NCBI's taxonomy places the organism in Eukaryota, Viridiplantae, Streptophyta, Magnoliopsida, Poales, Poaceae. Gene Ontology annotation, biological process: sexual reproduction.
CUUUCAUCUGCUUGCCCCUCCUCGCCUACAAAUCAAUCUUUGAUCGUGAAACGAAGAGAUCAAGCAACAGUUAGACGCAAGAAGAAGUAGCAAUGGCUUCCGAGUCCCAGCUUCUGUUCUUCGUUGUGGUUGCAGCGAUCGCCUCGCUGCUCCAUCCUUGCGAUUCCAUCGAGUUCCAUCGCAAGCUCUCCGGCUGGUCCAGCGACGGCGGCGCGACGUGGUACGGCGGCGCUACUGGGGCUGGAAGCGAUGGUGGCGCGUGUGGGUACCAGGGUGCCGUCGACCAGGCGCCGUUCUCGUCCAUGAUCGCCGCCGGCAGCCCUUCCAUCUACAAGUCCGGCAUGGGCUGCGGCUCUUGCUUCCAGGUGAAAUGCACCGGAAAUGACGCUUGCUCCGGCAACCCGGUGACCGUUGUGAUCACCGAUGAAUGCCCCGGCGGCGGCGCGUGCACGAACGAGCCGGUCCACUUCGACCUGAGCGGGACGGCGUUCGGCGCCAUGGCGAAGUCCGGACAGGCCGACAAGCUGCGCGCCGCCGGUGUCCUCAAAGUGCAGUACACCCGCGUACCGUGCAGCUGGCCCGGGGUGCAGCUAACCUUCGUCGUGGACGCCGGCUCGAACCCGAACUACUUCGCCGUGCUCGUCAAGUACCAGAACGGCGACGGCGACCUCUCGGGCGUCGAGCUCAUGCAGACCGGCCCAGGGGCCGCGUGGGCGCCCAUGCAGCAGUCGUGGGGCGCCGUCUGGAAGUUCAACGCCGGGUCGGCGUUGCAGGCGCCCUUGUCCAUCCGCCUGACCUCCAGCUCCGGCAAGCAGCUCGUCGCCAGCAACGUCAUCCCCGUCGGGUGGAAGCCCGGCGCCGCCUACCAGUCAGCGGCCAACUACUAAUCGGUCGAUAUAGCCAUAAAAUGUAGUGCGCGCGUGUAAUAUUUGUGUUUUGUGUGUGUGGACUUACAAGUGAUCAUCACAUCACAACAGUGGUUGCGUAUGAUUGGCAAAGAUUAAUUGGAAGUAAUAAGGGCAGGAUUUAGGCAGAGGAGGAGGAGGCGCAGGUGUGUACGAGACGAGCAUAGUUCUCCCCUCUUCGCCGUUAGUCAGCGCCGACAUAUUGAGACGUGUUAGUGUGUGUAUCGUUGUUUGUAAUGGCAGCUCGGUAUCACUGCUGAAUGGAAUGCUGAUAAUUGAUGUGCGUGUUUCUUAA